UACUAAUUAACACCCCCCUUGAAAAGGAGGGUUUAAGUUCCCAACCCUGCCGGCUGGUGAGAAUCGUAAAGAAUGGCGUCGAAUCCUGUAAUCCUUUCCGGCAAACCUCCCGCCUUGUUCCGCUCCGCCGCUUUCAGCAGAGCUAAUCUUACAACAGCUUCAUCAUAUGUGUUUCACUGUAAUCAUCGCAAAAUUCUCUCCAGAGAAGUAGCUUUUAGGGUUUUCGGUCGUAACGGAUUUCGUGUUGAGGCUACCGACAACGGUGUUGGUGUUGGUGGUGGUGGUGGAUACGGUGGUUCUGAUUCGGGUGGAAAUGGUGGCGGUGGUGGUGGUGGCGGCGGCGACGGCGGAAACAAGUGGUCGUUUCUUUCAUGGUAUUUGAGUCUUCUCGAGGCACAUCCUGUAUUGACAAAAGCAGUAACAUCUGCACUUUUGACCUUUGUUGGAGACUUGACAUGCCAGGUCUUAAUUGACCAAGUGCCGUCUUUGGAUCUAAAGCGGGUAUCUCUUUUCACAUUUUUGGGGAUGGCGUUGGUGGGACCGACAUUACACUUCUGGUACCUAUACCUGAGUAAAUUGGUGACAAUGACCGGGGCUUCGGGUGCUUUUAUUCGCCUCAUAAUUGAUCAGUUCAUAUUUGCUCCUGCUUUUAUUGGAGUUUUCUUAUCAACAUUGGUAACAUUAGAAGGGAGGCCAGCCCAAGUUUUGCCAAAGCUUAAGCAGGAGUGGGUAUCAUCUGUUAUUGCAAAUUGGCAGCUGUGGAUACCUUUCCAGUUUCUCAACUUUCUAUUUGUUCCUCAACAAUUUCAGGUCCUUGCAGCUAACUUUAUUGCAUUGGUGUGGAAUGUCAUAUUGUCAUAUAAAGCUCACAAAGUAGUUGCAACAUAGGAAUGUCACAAAUUUUGUGAGAUAAGAUUUCAUGUAAUUUUGGGACGCAGGUUUUAGAUGGACUUCCGAUCAUGGCACAAAUGGAUUGCAGGGGCAUUUAAGGAAUUUUACAAGAGUCCAUUUUUGUCUUCCUGUACAACAUAAAAAGGUUUUUCAGGGCCUCCUUCACAACACCGCCACCUGCUGCAACUCAUAUGUUUCUUCUUUCGCCGCUCUCGGUUAAUUGUAUUGUUUAUUUUGUUUUCGCGUUUCAAUCCUAGAUACAUUAAUCAUGACGAAUGGUGGAGAGAUGCAUGUGUGCACGCAUCUGUUUGUAAGCAAUUUAUUAGAAAUGGCAAGAUUUUGGGCGUGUCUAGGGAUCAAAACAGGUUGUUUUCUGAAUGCAAAUUAAAAUGGGAUA
This is a messenger RNA of Helianthus annuus (common sunflower), 1288 nucleotides long. RefSeq names its product protein sym-1. Gene Ontology annotation, cellular component: membrane; cytoplasm. The record is from RefSeq and is a predicted model, not a curated record. The transcript is spliced from 8 exons. NCBI's taxonomy places the organism in Eukaryota, Viridiplantae, Streptophyta, Magnoliopsida, Asterales, Asteraceae. Bases 73 to 888 code for a protein of 271 amino acids.